CUUCCCGGACUUUGUCUCCGGGCCCGGGCUUUGGAUCGAGCCCAGCGCGGCCCCGAAUUCCUGGGAAAAUUCCAGGAGCGGCCGGAAGGAGGGAAGAGGGGAGGAAGGAAGGGAAAGGAGUUUUUCCCACUUUUCCAGCCGGUGCUGGGAUCCCGGAGCCGGAGGGUUUGGCCAUGGCCUCCAACGGCUCCUCUGGAAUUCGGGAUUCCCCCCUGGAGCCGGGAAUUUUCCUGGAUGAGGAUCUGGGAUCCGACUGGUACCUCUACGAAUCCACGGAAUCUGCGCUGGGAGAUGACCUUCUUCCCGACGCCAUCCCAGAAUGCCACCCCACCAUUUCCCCCCGGCUCUACCACACCAUCAUGGCUCCCGUUUCCCUGGCCGUGAUCCUGGCCUUGUCCUUCCCGGCCAAGCGCCGCCGUCUCCACCGGAGCUGCUGGAGCGGCGUCCCGGGAUUGCUCAGCUCCGGGAAUCUGGAGGAGGACGGGAGCCGCGCUCCGGCCGCCGCCGCCUUCGCCCUGCAGCUCUCGGCGCUUUUCCAGCUGCUGCUGGAGCCGGAACCGCUGCCCCUGGCAGCGCCCGCCGGACACGGAGCCCGCGAGUUCUGGAAGCUUCUGGCGCUGCUCUAUUACCCGGCUCUCUACUGGCCGCUGCUGGCCUGCGCUGCUGCCCGGCGCCGCCGUGGCUACGCCGCCGGAGCCCUGCUGGCCUGGGGCCACUGCGGGGCACAGCUGGGCCAGUGGCUGCAGUGUCCCCUGCGGACACAGGUGCACGGGCUGUACUCGGCACUGUCCCACGUCCCCGCGCUGCUGGCGCUGGCCCUGCUCAGCCUCUGGUACCCGGCACUGCUGAUCCGCAGCCUCCGGCAGCGCCCGGAGACACAGAUUCCUGGGAAAGGUUAUUACAGGAAGUACCUCAAGGCCGUGCUGUCCAAGCGGGGCCGGAAGGGGAGCUCCGUCGGGAUCGAGGAGAGCCGCUGGUCCCGGAUCCGCUCCUACCUGCGCUCCUACUUCUACAUUCCCGAGGAAGGGUUCCGGAUCCCGCUGAAGCUGCUGGUGUCGGUCACCACGGCCGUCAUCGCCGUCUACCAGGUGGCCCUGCUGCUCCUGCUGGCCGUGGUGCCCACCAUCCGGAUUGUCCGGGCGGGAAUGACCAAGGACGUGGUGGUGCUGCUGGUCCAGCUGGGAUUGGUGCCCUCGGAGAAUCCGGCCGUGCCGGGGGACAUGGAAAAGGAGCUGGGAACCGUCCGUCACUACCUGUGGGCGCUGGAAGUUUGCUACAUCAGCUCCCUGGUGUUCUGCUGCCUGCUGACCUGUGCCAUGCUCCUCAGGACGCUGGCCAUGCACAGGUCCAACCUGCGGGCUCUGUACCAGGGCGCGGUGCUGGACGUGUUUUCCAAGGCCCAGAUCCUGCGCCCUUCCCGGGAAUCCAUCGUCUCCUGGAUCGGCUUCUCCGCAUUCCAGGCCGCCUUCGCCUGCCUGGGGCUCCUGAUCCAGCAGGUGAUUUUCUUCCUCUGCUCCGUGGCCUUCGCGUUCCUGGUGGUGCUCCCGCUGCAGGCCGGCCGCGGCUCCCCGCUCCUCGGGAUCCUCCGGAACGUCUGGCCCCUCUGGCUGUUCCUGUUCCUGGCCGUGCUCCUGCAGCACCUCCUGGCCCAUUUCCACUUCCUGCAGCGAAACUCCCUGAGCGCCGAGCUGGCACACAGGUGCGCCCUGAGUGUCACCUCCUUCCUGCUCUUCCCCACCAACGUCCUGGUGGGCCUGGUGGCCGGAGUGUGGCGCGUGGUCAUCUCCGGCCUCUACAACUCCGUCCAUUUCUGCCGGCUGGACAUCAGCCUGCUGCACCGCCGCGCCGACACCUUCGACCCAGGGUACCACAGCUACUGCCACUACCUGCGGGUGGAGGUCAGCCAGUGCCACCCCCUGCUCAAGGCCUUCUGCUUCCUGCUCCUCCAGCCCCGCCGGCCGGAGCCGCCCCGGGACACCCAGCUGGAGGAAGGCCUCCAGCUGAUGCAUCCCAAGCAUCCGGCUCUGGGAAAAGCUCGGAUCCGGCAGAUCCGGGCACGCUGGUGCCUGGCCUACACGCUCCUGCACAAUCCCUCGCUGAGCGCUUCCCGGAAAACCGCGCUGGCCAAUCCCGCUGCCAACGGCGCCCAGCUGGGCGUUCCCAGGCCCUGAAUUCCCGGGAAUCCCAUCCCGUCUCCCAUCCCAUCCCCGGUGGGAAUUUCGGGCUCUUCCCACCUCCCCCUUUCCCUUUUCCUCCGGACUCUCUCCAAGGGUUUAUCCCUAAAUCCCCUCCUGAGCUCCGGAGGUGAUGCCUCUGAGCCCGGCCUGGAUGGAUCCAAGCCGAGGAAAACACUCCCAACAUCCCAAAAAUAUUUUGGGAUUCACUCCCGCGGCCAGCGCCUUUCUCAGCAGCUUUUCCACCACGGGACAAUUUCCAGGGAACCGGGAGAGGAGCGCGAGGGAUCUUCUCCAUCCCAAGGAAUCCCCAACCGCCUGGAAUUACCCCUGGAGCUCCACGUGGGAGAAAAUUCCCAUUCCCAGCUUCUCCCUCCCCGAUCCCGGCUCCGUUUGGGCUCCACAUCCGCUCCCAGGACUUUUUUAUCCUGCCAUGUUUUGAAGGAUCAAAUCCCUCCCUGCUCCCCGUCCUCUACCAUUCCUGCUGGGUUUUCCAGGGCUGGGAUCCAUGGAAAACCUCGCUGGGAAGUGCAGGGGGAAGGGAAUAAACAGGUACCUCAUUCCCGCUCCCGAGAUGCGCCUUCUUCCUUGGAUAUUCCCAGCUCCGGCGGGAUUUGGGACCAUCCCAGCCCCAAAUCCAGGGAAUGGUUGGGAUGACAGCAGAGAUUUUGGGGAUCCUCUCCAGCUGGGAAUGUCGGGAUCCAAUCCACGGUCCCACUUUAGGGCGGUUUUAAGGGAAAACCACUCCCACAAUUUGAGAACGGGGAAUUUCGGGGAUGAAACGCCAGCGGGAUGGGAACGAGGCGGUGCUGGAUCCUCUCUUCCUGCUCUUAAAUCCCGGAAUUCCUGACUUUUUGGGCUGGAAUGAGCAGGCUCCUGGUGGCUCCUUCCAUCCCAAACAUCCCAAGAUUCCCUUGGGAAUUCUCAGCCCAGCCCACACAGAGCUGCCUGAUCAUCCCAGGAUUUCCUCAGGAAUGGCCGGACCUGUUCUCCACAGGAUCCCAAGGAUCCCAUUCCUCCUUCUGGAAUGUUCCCUUCACCCUCAGGAUGAUUCCCGAGCUUUGGGGUUUCCUUGGAGCAUCCCCCCCCCUUUUCCCAGGAUUCCCUCCCAGCCCAUCCCGACCCCUGCGGCUCCAAAGGCAGCUGAAAAUUCCUUCCAAAAAUCCUUUUAAAUAUCCCUAAAAUCCCUUUAAAUAUUCCAAAAAUCUCUUCCAAAAAUCCCUUUAAAAGUUCCUAUAAAAAUUUAAAAAAUCCCUUUAAAAAUCCCUGAAAUACCUUUAAAGAUUAAAAAAAAUCUCUUUAAAAAUCCCUUUAAAAAUCCCAAGAA
This is a messenger RNA of Poecile atricapillus (Black-capped chickadee), 3501 nucleotides long. It is a transcript of the gene STRA6, whose product is annotated as signaling receptor and transporter of retinol STRA6. The transcript has 18 exons. Gene Ontology annotation, molecular function: retinol transmembrane transporter activity; signaling receptor activity. Gene Ontology annotation, biological process: vitamin A import into cell. NCBI's taxonomy places the organism in Eukaryota, Metazoa, Chordata, Aves, Passeriformes, Paridae. Bases 174 to 2171 code for a protein of 665 amino acids. Gene Ontology annotation, cellular component: plasma membrane. The record is from RefSeq and is a predicted model, not a curated record.